Cricetulus griseus (Chinese hamster) is the source of this 724-nucleotide messenger RNA. Lineage: Eukaryota; Metazoa; Chordata; Mammalia; Rodentia; Cricetidae. The record is from RefSeq and is a predicted model, not a curated record.
AUGAAAAAGAGUAUUUACUGCUUGAAACAAUACCACACAAUAUCAUUUGGUGGGUGGCUACACAAUUAUUUUUUGUCUUUUUUUGGUACUACAGAAGCUUUUCUCCUGGCUGCCAUGGCCUAUGACCGCUUCAUUGCCAUCUGUAAUCCUCUUCUCUACUCUGCGAGUAUGUCUCACUGGGUCUGUGGAUUAUUAGUGUCAGGGUCCUACUCAUGGGGUGCAGUGAAUGCUGUCACUCAAACCACAAUGACCUUCACUUUGUUCUUUUGUGGGUCCAAUGAAAUCAAUGACUUCUUCUGUGAUGUCCUACCACUAUUAACCCUCUCCUGUUCAGAAACAUUUGUAAACCAGCUGGUUCUUCUUGGUUUAUGUGGUUCCAUUAUCAUCAGUACCUUCUUGACUGGUUUUGUUUCAUACAUCUAUAUCACUUCAACAAUAUUGAAGAUCUGCACAGUGCAGGGACGCCAGAAAGCCUUCUCUACAUGUGCCUCCCACUUGAUUGGUAUGUGCUGGUUUUUUGGUACUGUUUUCUUCAUGUAUGCACAGCCCAGUGCUGUCUCUUCCAUGGAGCAGAGCAAAGUGGUGUCUAUCUUCUACACUAUUGUCAUUCCUAUGUUGAACCUCCUCAUAUACAGUCUGAGGAACAAAGAUGUCAAGCAAGCUCUGAUAAGAAGCAAACAGCGAUUCUCCACCUGAUUCAGCAGAUGUGGGUUUCACAAACUAA